AUGGCCACCACAGAACUUGCCGCGACAUACGCCGCCCUCAUCCUCGCCGAUGACGGUAUUGAAAUUACAUCCGACAAAAUCAUUGCUCUGACAAACGCUGCUGGCGUCGAGCUUGAGCCAAUCUGGGCCUCCCUACUCGCCAAGGCUCUCGAGGGCAAGAACGUGAAGGAGCUGCUAUCAAACGUCGGCUCGGGCGGAGGCGCACCCGCCGCUGGUGCACCUGCUGCUGCUGCCGGUGGUGCCGCUGCUGCAGAGGCGCCCAAAGAGGAGGAGAAGGAGGAGGAGAAGGAGGAGUCAGACGACGACAUGAGAGCUCGAAUACCUCACGCUAUGGCAGACGACUAUAAGGCAGCGAAGGAGGCAUUUGUGUCGGGAAUGACAGGGUCGUCCAUUGCCCACGUUAACUGCGUUUCUCUGAUCGCGUUGAUUGGUGUUGCUCUUUACGCUGCCAUACGCACCCGAAUCGCACCGACACGGAACAUCGGAUUUCUGGCGUCAUGGACAAUUCUAGUAUUGCCCAUGUUGCUGAGCAUGACGCUGUCUGCUAUCCAACCAAUCUACUUGAACCUCGUGCUGCUCGUACUGACAAUCGGACUGCUACUUCUCCCAAGACCAGAGAGUGGCACGCCUCUUCCAUCUCGCCAGCCAGCGUCACCUUUAGUGGAGACCAGGUUUCCACAGAAUAGGAUAGGAGGAGCGAGGAUACCCGCACUUCCAGCAUUGACGACAUACAGAGCACAUAUGAUGCUUAUGACGGUGCUGGCAAUUCUCGCGGUCGAUUUUCCUGUGUUUCCAAGGUCAUUGGCGAAGUGUGAGACAUACGGGGUGUCCUUGAUGGAUCUCGGUGUUGGCUCAUUUGUCUUCUCCCAAGGCGUGGUGUCUGCGAUACCACUCGUCAAGGACCCGUAUUAUCUAGGAUCGCCUAUCCUGCCGAAGUUGAAGUCCGUAACGAUGAAGUGUUUGCCCAUCAUCGCGUUGGGAUUGGUCAGGGUAAUACUCGUGAAGGGUACGGAGUAUCCAGAACAUGCCACAGAGUAUGGCGUCCAUUGGAACUUCUUCAUCACCCUGGCCAUUCUUCCAAUCCUCCAGGUCGUUCUCCAUCCCAUAUUCCGGCAUGUUUCAAUAUCCAUGACUGGCGUACUGGUCGCUCUCAUGCAGCAAACUAGCCUCUCCAAGUUCGGCAUGAAAGACUACGUCCUCCUCGCCCCGCGAACUUCCUUAGUCAGCGCCAACAAAGAAGGCAUCGUCUCCCUUACAGGUUACCUCGCAAUCCAGCUACUCGGACUCUCAGUUGGCACGCUCGUCCUGCCGCCAUCUCCCAACCUCUUCAGCCAGCGACAGAGAGCUCCGUCGAGCAACGAUAACAAGGAGCGAAAAAGAAGAGACAGCAACACGUCAAGUAAGGAAUUCGACCUAUCAGCGCCGCGGCAGCUUGGAAAGACGGCUAUUGAGCUGUGCGCCUACAGCAUUGUGUGGUGGAUGGCCCUUGGUGCUACGAAGUUCGUUGGCAUUGGUGGAAACUGGGGCAAGGGAGGGGGUGGUGUGUCGAGGCAGAUGGUGAAUCUUCCCUACAUCCUCUGGGUAGUAGCCUUCAACACCUCCUUCCUGCUCUCAUACAUUGUCGUACUCGACAUCGGGAUCUUCGGCGAGUCAAAAGGGAAGAGUGCAAAGGCGAAGCACCGCCAGAUAACUUCACCAAAGAAGGGCCAGCUUCGGGAUCCCAAAGCAACUUCGCCUGGUAGCUCAGCGCCGCCUUUCUCUCCGUUCAGCCCCAUCUCGCCGUCGACGUCGCCGGCGUAUCUCUCUGUACCCUCGCCUUCCCUCAACCUCGCAGCUACUUCGAUUGGUAACCCGCCUAAGCUGCUGGAAAUGAUAAAUAAGCACGGAUUGAUCAUCUUCCUCCUGGCCAACAUUUUUACAGGUCUGAUCAAUCUUUCGGUCAAGACGAUGUACGUCAAAGAUGGAUGGGCGAUGGUGAUCCUGAGCGGGUAUUCUAUCCUGGUGUGUGCAGUACCAUGGUUUGCUGGCUCGUGGCUAGAGUUUGGAGCUUGGGCGAGAAGCAAGAGCUUGUAA
Cyclocybe aegerita is the source of this 2073-nucleotide messenger RNA. The record is from the annotation of a GenBank genome assembly. NCBI's taxonomy places the organism in Eukaryota, Fungi, Basidiomycota, Agaricomycetes, Agaricales, Hemipholiotaceae.